Molecule: messenger RNA, 1158 nt
Organism: Spinacia oleracea (spinach)
Lineage: Eukaryota; Viridiplantae; Streptophyta; Magnoliopsida; Caryophyllales; Amaranthaceae
Exons: 9
Coding region: 85-990 (301 amino acids)
Cellular component (GO): chloroplast
Source: RefSeq, a predicted model, not a curated record
AAUUGGUGGGAAAAGAAAGGGCUCCCAACAAAUAGAUAUCAUUCGGAGGAGAGAUCAAAGUUUUUUAUCCACAAACACACGUACAUGGCUCGUGUUAUCCCCUCAACUUUCUCUCUCUACACUUGUUCAACUCCUUCAUUUUCCCCACGAAAUCCAACUAAAACUUUAUACCAUCAAAAUCUUACUCAUCGUACUCCUCUUUUGGUUUGCAAUGCUAGCAAGAAACCCAGCUUUGUGGAUCAAAUUCUCGAUUAUAUUGAAGGUGGGCCUAAAUUAAGAAAAUGGUAUGGAGCACCUGAUCUACUCCCAAAGGAUGGAUCAUUACCUGAAGAAGAGGAUGUUCCUGAUGUAGAAGAAACCAGAGAUGCUGUUCUAGUCACUGAUGGAGAUAGCGAAAUCGCCCAGAUGGUGAUUCUGUCCUUGAUUGUAAAACGAACCCGAGUAAAAGCACUGGUUAAAAAUAGACGUGCUGCUCUAGAAGCCUUUGGAACCUAUGUCGAGUCAUUAGCCGGAGAUGCAAAUAACAUGGCCUUCUUGAAGAAGGCCUUGAAGGGUGUUCGAGCAGUUGUAUGCCCAACUGAGGGUUUCCUGUCCAAAGUUGGGAACCUGCAAGGAGUUCAACAUGUUGUUCUCUUAUCUCAGUUAUCUGUGUAUAAAGGUGCUGAUGGCAUUCAAGCUCUUAUAACGAGCAAUGCAAAAAAGUUGGCUGAAGAAGAUGAAUCAACGUUAAUGGCUUCAGGAAUUCCCUAUACUAUUAUCAGUGCUGGAUCUCUGGAAAAUACACCCGGUGGAUCACAAGGGUUUAGCUUUCAAGAGGAUUGUGCGGCAAAGGGAAGUCUCAGCAAGGAAGAUGCCGCAUUCAUAUGUGUUGAGGCCCUUAGCUUAGUGCCAGAGACUGGAUUCGUAGUUGAGGUUGUCAACGGAGAGGAGAAGGUUUCAGACUGGAAGCAGAAAUUUACAGAGUUGAUGGAGAAGGGGAAAGGCCAAUAAUGAUGAUGAUGAGAGCCAAUUCAUGACAUUUCAAGAAUCAGUCAGAGUUUCAAAAGGGGAGGAUAAAGAACAAUUUCAUGUUCUGUUAAUUAGUUUGUUUGUAAAAAAUAUUGACAGAUUUUUACUCCGUAGCUGGUUUUAUUCUUUCAUUGGAACUGCAACUGAACA